This is a messenger RNA of Ailuropoda melanoleuca (giant panda), 867 nucleotides long. RefSeq lists its product as uncharacterized. The transcript has 3 exons. Lineage: Eukaryota; Metazoa; Chordata; Mammalia; Carnivora; Ursidae. The record is from RefSeq and is a predicted model, not a curated record. The coding region runs from base 1 to 867 and encodes 288 amino acids. Gene Ontology annotation, biological process: cell differentiation; multicellular organism development.
AUGGGUACAGAUGGAUUAAACUUUCCAAAUAAGCAAGAUACAUGUAGUAAAAGAAAUAAGGCAAUAGACGAGCAACAUGAGAGAAUAAAAACUUGUAAUAAGAGAACACAGACCACCAUCGCCAUUACUGAAGUAGAAACAAGAGAUCGGUCUCAUAUAUUAUGGACAGCUUGCUUAGAAAAUAAAGGAGCUCAUUCGAUGAAAAUGUUAUGUCAUGUUUAUUGUGACACCAACGCGGCAAGCCGAGCGGGCGCAUACGCGCGUGCGCACCCCGCGCGCGCUUCAGUCGCGGAGCGGCCCUGGGCGGUCACUCCUGCAAAUGGGCUCCGCGGUCUAGCGUCCCCGUCCCCGCCACCUGUGAUUGCGCGCCGAGGCCCACGAGGGGUAGCCGCUGAGGUCUCCACCAGCCCAAGCGACAGCAUGGCAGCCAUCCCCUCCAGUGGCUCGCUCGUGGCCACCCACGACUAUUACCGGCGCCGCCUGGGCUCCUCUUCCAGUAACAGCUCCUGUGGAAACGCGGAGUAUGCUGGGGGGGCCAUCCCUCACCACCCGGGUCUCCCCAAGGCUGACCCGGGGCACUGGUGGGCAAGCUUCUUCUUUGGGAAGUCCACUCUCCCGUUCAUGGCUACAGUGUUGGAGUCCCCAGAAUGCUCGGAAUGCCCCCAGGCCUCCAGCGGCACAAUCACCUGCGUCUUGGUUCUGGGGGCCAUGAGGAAUCAGCCUGGUGGCCAUGAGGAAUCAGCCUGGUGGCCAACCUGGCAAAGCCAACACCGGGCCUCCAUCCUGAAUGGCCACCGCCAGGCUUCAGGAGGCGCUAGGCUCAUCAGAGCCCCUCCCCUCCCCUCCCUUUCCCUCCCUUCCCCAUAG